AUGUCAAACCCACAACAGCUUCAAUGUCGCAUGUACGAAGAAAAAUAUCCAGAGGUCGACGACCUUGUCAUGGUCAACGUUCGCCAGAUAGCAGAAAUGGGUGCUUAUGUCAAAUUACUGGAAUAUGAUAACAUUGAGGGCAUGAUUUUACUGUCUGAACUCUCUAGACGACGUAUUCGAAGCAUACAGAAAUUAAUUCGAGUCGGGCGUAACGAAGUUGUCGUUGUUCUCCGAGUUGAUAAAGAAAAGGGCUAUAUCGAUCUCUCUAAACGCAGAGUAUCGCCAGAAGAUGUUGCCAAGGCCGAGGAAAAGUUUAAUAAAUCAAAAGCAGUCCACAGCAUAAUGCGCCAUGUGGCGGAGAAGCAGGGUGUAGUUCUUGAGGAGCUAUAUAAGCAGGUUGGGUGGCCAUUGUAUAAAAAAUAUGGACAUGCAUAUGAGGCCUUCAAGUUAGCAAUUACAGAACCCGAAAAGGUGUUUGAAGAUACGGAAAUAUCAAAAGAAGUUAUGGACGAACUUUUGGCCAAUAUCAAACGAAGACUAACGCCGCUGCCGAUCAAGAUACGGGCUGAUCUUGAGGUCACUUGUUUUGGAUAUGAAGGCAUUGACGCAAUCAAAAUUGCUCUCAAGGCUGGCGAGGCUUGCAGAACAGACAAUAUUCAGAUUAAAAUCAAACUAGUUGCACCGCCCUUAUAUGUGAUGAUCACAAAUGCAUUGGAUAAAAAUCUGGGUAUUGAAGUUUUGGAGAAGGCGAUCGUAAAAAUUCAAGAAACGAUUCAAAAGUCCGGGGGCGAUUGUACGGUUAAAAUGAAGCCACGAGCAGUCAGCUCAACUGAUGAUAUGGAAUUGGAAGAACUUAUGGCUCGCGUUGAGAAGGAAAAUCUUGAAGUUUCUGGCGAUGAAGAUACAGACGCUGAAGUCGAGGACGAGUGA
Paraglomus occultum is the source of this 930-nucleotide messenger RNA. Lineage: Eukaryota; Fungi; Glomeromycota; Glomeromycetes; Paraglomerales; Paraglomeraceae. The record is from the annotation of a GenBank genome assembly.